UGACAGCCCUAAACAGAACAUAAACAACCAAUCACAGAACACUCACUCACUCACAAACAAGAACACGCAGUCCAGUGGCCACGCCCCCUGCCCGUGCUGCUGUUCUGACUGAGAGCUUUCUCAGCUGUCUGUCUUGCGUGCAGCAACUCAACACAGAGACGCUCUCUGUAAAAUAUCUUUGUCUUUAACUCAAGAUUUGCGUAUCACAGGAGAGUAGAAGUAUAUUGCCCAUAUUAAAAGUGGGUAAAUGCCGUUUACCUGCGUAAACCCUCGACUACACCACUGAGAUAAUGGAUGUUUGUAUUUAGAUGUUCAUUUUUUUUUUUUGUCGGGUAAAACUGGUCCAGUAGGUGGCUUUUUUUGUAAUCCGAGUCCUUCUGAGCAGUCGUGCUUUCAAAGAUGCCAAUACUGGUUACCAUGGUGACCGGAAAGACGCCCUGAUCCGGGUCGCAGCAGCACAAAGUGCAGCAAGACACCAUCCUUUUAAAUCAUACGCCCUUUCUUCAAGCGCAGAGGGUUACAAACCGGAGAUGCCAUUUUACAACAACGUGUAUUAUCCGUUUUCAUCUGAAACCCCAGGGACUCUGUCAUCGGCUGGGAUACCUUCCUUACUGAAUUCUCCUCAGAGCCAGUAUCCCUCCAGCAUUCCCUCGCGGUCUGCACCAGCACCAGUGCCUGCAAUAACAGGGAUGGUUGGGGGCCAUUUGCCAGCCUUUAAAUUCAGAGCACGUGAUGAGAGUGUGGACUGGAGGAGGAUCAGUGUCAUCAAUGUGGACAGAGUGGCCAGCGAACUUGACAUCAACACGCUGCAGGAGAACAUCAUGGCCAUCACAUUCUGCAACAUGGACAACGAAAGGUGUCCUUAUUGUCAGAACCCAGUGGAUCCAGUACUGCUGAAGCUUUUCAGGCUGGCCCAGUUCAAUGUGGAAUACCUGCUUCACUCUCAGGAAUGUCUCACUUGCAGUCUGCACACUGCAGAGGAGAGGAUAACUGCUUUGGGGCAGGAGAAAGAACAGAUUAGGGGGGGAAUGGUAAAGCAAUCAGAGGAGAUUCAAUCGCUGAAGGAAGAAUGCAAACGCAGGAAAAAGAUCAUCACCACCCAGCAGACAAUGAUUCAGGCUGGUGUCGGUAAUUACCACAAGUGUCAGCAUUGUGACAAGGCGUUCAUGAACUACUCCUUUCUGCAAAGCCAUACGCAACGACGUCACCUAGGAGAAUAUGAUAUUGCUGAAAAGCAGAAAAAAGGACAGACUGGUAAACUCCAAGAUGAGAUCAACAAGCUGAAGGAGCAGUUAGAGCUUACAAGAUCCCAGCUAGAAACUGAACAACACGCAUACAUGGAAAAACUUUCCAAGGAACAUGAAUAUCAGCGGACAAAGGAAGAAGAAAUUAUAAAGAGAUUUGAACAGUGGAAGGAUGAAGAAAAAGACAAGCUUGGUGGAGAAAUAGGCAAAAUGAGAGAGAUGUUCAUUAAAGAAUUCAAGGAGUUGUCUACUAAAAACACUGCUUUAGAAAAUGAACUUUUAGAGAUGAAGAAGUCCAAUGUACAGUUGAAGUCUAACAUUGGAGUUCUAAAGGAAGACAGAGACACUGACAUUAAAGGGGAGAAAAAUAGGUACCAUGAGGAUCUUCAAAGUCUUAAAGAGCUGCUUCAAAAACAGGAGGAAAAGUGGACUGAGAGGAUACAGAAAGUUCACAAAGAACAUGACAAGGAAAAGGAUCAGCUUCAGAGUGACCUGCAGAGGCUCCAGUCUUCACUGUCAGAGGAUGAAAAAGUCAGCAUCAACUUUUACAAGAAAAUAAUUGAAGAACUGGGCCAGAAGCUGAAGGAACAGAAUGCGAUAAUUUGUACUCAGAAAGAACAGAUUAAAGAACAUUAUUCAAAACCACCAGCAAGGAUUACAGAAUAUGCUAUACUUACUCCAACACCACAGGUUCCUGUUGCCAAACCAGUGACACAUGAGCAAGCAUUAUCAGAACAUAUACUGGAACCUAUAGAGGAGCUUUCAGAGGAGGAUAAAGUUUCAGAUUCGACAAACAUUUUAGAAAAUGAGACUGAUUGCAACCAGCUUCUGAUUAGGGCCUUGAAGAAAAAUCCUUCAUUAACCAAGGAAUUACGCCCAAUCUUAGAGCAGACUGUGGAAGACAAACUGGAAACUCUUGGUCUGAAACCAGGACUCUCCAGUGGCAUUUCCAGUGACCACCUUAAUAAAAUCAUGGUUACAAUGGAAUCACAAAGAGAAAAGAAAGAAAAGAAAAUGCCUGAUUUUCAAAACAUCCGAGAACAUCUUGCUGAUAAAUUGAGGAUCAAGGCCCAGGAAAGGAGAGCUACACUAAGCUCAGUGUUACAGAUGUCUACUUUUGAUCACCUGUCUUCAGAUAAGCAGAAGAAAAGCAGAUCAAAUAGUUUGCCAACAAGUCAGAGGCCACAAAUGAUGUCAAAAUCAAACAAGAAGGUGUCGCCACAGCCUGUGUUUCGAACAAAGACGCCAGCUCCAAAAACACACACACCAAAAACUCCUCCAUUCAGCUCAGAAGAAGACUCAGAAGGCGAAUCUUUUCGAAAACCUCACAAAGAGCCUAAAGUUAUCCUGUCAAACACUCCAGUUCCCAGUAGCAUUAAAACAAUGGUCAAGUCUGUUGAGAGCGACACUGACUGGACAGAGGAAAGUGAGAUUGAUCCCAAACGGCUGCAAGGUUAUAAAAAAGAAGCCACAGAAACAAACUUACUGAGUACUAAUAUCCAAGAAAUGAUUGGAGAUAUUGAAAAACAACUAGCUAGUCGAGGAGCCAAGAAAAAGCCAGUUGGCGGUGUAGAUGCAUUACAAGUGCCGAAAAGAAAAGAGGUGAUUCAAGAACUGAAGUUUUCAGAAGUAGAUGACGAUGACUGGGAUAUUUCUUCUUUAGAAGAAGAUAAGCCUCCAGCAGCAAAACUUGAGAAAGGCCAGCCUGCUUUCAUAGUCAGAAAGAGCUUUGAGUCAAAUUCAUCCACUAAUACCAGUAUCUGGGGCCCUUCAACCACGAAAGGAGUUCAUAGAACAGGAUUUCCUGAAGGAGACACUACAAGCACUUUCAGAAGCAGCCUGGCGACUGUCACUGACUGGAGUGAAAUUUCAGACAUAUAACAAAUCUAGAUGGUUUAUUUGCUAUGUAAGAAAAUUAAUAUUGCACUUGCACAUUUUGAAAUCUGAUUUAGCGAUAUAUAAACUUUAGAGUGCCUUAAAUUCAGUAGGUUUUAACUACUUAGCCAUAAACACAAGGUACUUAAAUUCUAUGGUAUUUUUAAGUGUGUUCUUUAUGCCUCGCACAUAUUUAUUAGCAUGUUUAUUUACAUAGGGGCCUAUAUUUACCCCUGUGGGAAAUCAGAAAGCAAAUUGCCCCCUCCAUACUAAUUGUAUUACAUGAGUAAUUUGCCCACAGUGGAAAAUUGGGCCCAGUGUCACAGCUCAGACACACGUCUUAUAGUAACUACCAUUACAGUGAUUCACUUGUUAAAAUGUCGUAAUACUUUUAAAAAGAAAUAUAUUCAAUACCAGUUUUAGUAUUUUUUCUGCACCAUUAAUAGCAAAACUGCCAAUUCUUUCUUAUAAAAUAACCAUGGUGCAUAAUCCACUGAAAUACAACAGCCUUAUCAGAUUUCAGAUUAAAUCGCAGUGCAAACUUAGAAGCAUGUCAUUUGGUCAAAGGUAGUUCAGGAGUUAGAAACUUUAACAGUAUUCUCCACAUUCAUUUGCUACCUACUGUCCACUGUUUUAUUUUAACCACAGCCAAAAAAUUUUAGAUAUGUAUGCUGUAUGCCAUUAUAACUUGGGCAUUGCUGCAAAGUACUGCCUCUGCCACACUGCUUGUACAGAACAUAU
Molecule: messenger RNA, 3860 nt
Organism: Acipenser ruthenus (sterlet)
Lineage: Eukaryota; Metazoa; Chordata; Actinopteri; Acipenseriformes; Acipenseridae
Product: cilium assembly protein DZIP1-like
Exons: 19
Coding region: 531-3125 (864 amino acids)
Biological process (GO): cilium assembly
Cellular component (GO): cytoplasm; ciliary basal body
Source: RefSeq, a predicted model, not a curated record